Messenger RNA from Zingiber officinale, 444 nucleotides. RefSeq names its product heavy metal-associated isoprenylated plant protein 7-like. The coding region runs from base 1 to 444 and encodes 147 amino acids. The transcript is spliced from 4 exons. The record is from RefSeq and is a predicted model, not a curated record. Lineage: Eukaryota; Viridiplantae; Streptophyta; Magnoliopsida; Zingiberales; Zingiberaceae. Gene Ontology annotation, molecular function: metal ion binding.
AUGACUGAAGUUAAAGGCGUCCAGUGCCCAGAAGGUAGGUCGUUACAGGCAUACACGCCACCUCCUCCGCCGCCUCUGGAGGAGAUCGAGAUGCACGUCUUCAUGCAUUGUGAGGGGUGCGCGAGGAAGGUAAAGAGGAGCUUGAAGGGAUUUGCAGGGGUGGAGGAUGUAAAGACGGACAGUAGGAUGCACAAGGUGGUGGUGAAGGGGAAAAAGGCGGUUGAGGAUCCGAUGAAGGUGGUGGAGCGGGUCCAAAAGAAGACCAGGAGGAAGGUCGAGCUGCUGACACCGUUGCCGCCGAUGAAGCCGGAGAAGAAAGAGGAGGAGAAGAAGGAAGAUGAGAAGCCCAAGGUGGAGGAGAAAAAGGAAGAGCCAAAAAUGAUCACGGUGGUGCUGAUAGUCCACAUGCAUUGCGAGGCCUACACACAACAGAUCAAGAAGUGA